Messenger RNA from Mytilinidion resinicola, 334 nucleotides. RefSeq lists its product as uncharacterized. Bases 46 to 249 code for a protein of 67 amino acids. Lineage: Eukaryota; Fungi; Ascomycota; Dothideomycetes; Mytilinidiales; Mytilinidiaceae. The transcript has a single exon. The record is from RefSeq and is a predicted model, not a curated record.
AGGCUUACAUAUUUCAACAUCUGGGUUUCUAUUACUAGAGAGAGUAUGUGCGGGCUUGUUAAGGAGUUAUUACUCCUCUGCAUCCCAUUCUCAUACUCCAUUAGCAUUGCGACAAUGUGUUCUAGGUUCCUUGGAAUCGGCUUUUUGUAUCUGCUCCUGGAUUCCUUUUAUUUAGUACUUGAAAGUACCUACUAUAUGAUUUCUUGCGCCUCGCCAUUGUUCAAUGAAGAAGUAUACAUUCUUGCUUGAAGGAUUGACCCCCACGAUGCCAGAUUAAAUUCCGAGUAUGACACUCAAACAUAUGCGAUAGAUCACUCAUACUUCUGAAACAUUG